Molecule: messenger RNA, 3591 nt
Organism: Entamoeba histolytica HM-1:IMSS
Lineage: Eukaryota; Evosea; Mastigamoebida; Endamoebidae
Product: protein tyrosine kinase domain-containing protein
Exons: 1
Coding region: 1-3591 (1196 amino acids)
Biological process (GO): protein phosphorylation
Molecular function (GO): protein kinase activity; ATP binding
Source: RefSeq, a predicted model, not a curated record
AUGGUAAUGAUACUAUGUUUAUUCAUAAUAUUUGUUGGUAUAAAUGCAGAAGAAGUUAGUAAGAAAGAAUAUCAAAUUAUUUCAGUAUGUGGAGAUGGUGUUUGGGACUCAUUUUCUGAAGAAUGCGAUGGUAUAAAGGGAUGUGGGAGUGACUGUCAAUGUGCAAAAGGAUACUCAUCUGAUGGUAAUGGAAAUUGUAUUAUGUCUUGUAUGUAUGGAGAUGGAUGUUUAUCAGGAUGCUAUAAACCUGAUAAGUGUAGUUCAUGUGACACCAAAAGGUACAAAAAAGAUUGUACUGAAUGUCAGCCAGGAUAUAUGUGGUAUGGAGAAGGAAAUUGUUCAAAAUAUGAUGUCUCAACUAUUCAAAGUUGUAGAAGUUUCAUUAAUGAAUCAGAACAAUUAUCACGUGAACUUGGGUUGACAUAUAAUCCGUUUAAGGUUCUUGUAAAAAAAAGAAAUGAUUCACAAACAGUUACUUAUACAAUGAAAGUACCUGAAUUACCUGUUUCAAAAAGAAGACUCCAAUUAACGCAUUGCUCUAGAUAUAUAGAUCCGAGUCGUCCAUAUACAUAUGGUGUAUGGGUUGAAAUCACAUCUGAAGAACUUACAGAGGUAGUUAUAGGGUUAGAUAAACAAUAUUCAAUAGAUGAUAUUAAUUCUCAAAAUUUGCAAGAACGUAAAAUUGGAACAGACCUUGAAUUUGUUAUUAUUAGAAACUGCCUUGACUCAGUUGAUUCAAAGAAAGAUCCGGAAUGUCUACAUAGAAAUGGAGGGUUAUCAGAAUAUGUUUUGUCUCCAAGAGUCUCAGUUAUUUUAAGAAAAGAUAUUCCUUAUUAUUUAUUUAUUCAUUCCAAAUAUGCGUCUAAGACAAUUCCUGAAUUUACCUUUUAUAUAUCUGAUAUGAACCAUGCUUGCUCUACUAAUUAUCGCAGUGUUCCUAUGAUUUUAAUCUCAGACAGAGAAGGAUACAGUAGUAUAUUAGAAUUAGAAAAGGCUAUGAUAUCAAAAAAUCUUUGUAAUCAAGAUACUACAAAAGGAUUUUGGUUCAAGAUAAUUGGAAGUGAUCUAACAAUAGAUAUUUCUACUUGUGAGUCUGGUGCUUUUGAUGUUGCUAUUGAUCUUAUUGAAGUAAAAUUAAGUGAUUAUAAAUUAGAAGAUAAUGCAACAGAUCUUUCUCCAAUUGAUUGUAGUACUGCACCAGCAAAGUGUCUUGCAACAAGAACAUCAGGAUGUGGAGGUGACUCUCGUCUUGCUAGACUAAUUCAGAAAAUAGACAAAGAACAUAUAUAUUUUCUAUUUCUUGAAAUAAAUGAAGAAUAUGCCGCAACAAUUAAUUUAACAAUUAAAACAACUUGUCAUAAAGACUGUGGUGAACAUGGUAUUUGUUCUAUUAGUACUGGACAAUGUGAAUGUGUCGAUGGAUAUGUUCUUGUUGACGGUGGGUGUACAUUAUGUGGAAAUGGAAAAAUUGAUGAAGGAGAAGAGUGUGAUCCUUCGGUGGAAGGAUAUGAUGACAGUCAAUGUACUAUUGCAUGUGCAUGUCGAUAUGGAACACAACCAAUGGAAAUUGAUGGUGUAGUAAAGUGUGCAGUUCCAACAUGUGGUAAUGGACAAGUUGAUGAUUAUGAAGAAUGUGAUGGAGGAUAUGGAUGUGAUCAUUGUGUUUGUGUUAAUGGAACAAAAAAAUAUGCAAAAGCUAGAGCUGGUUGUAUUCUUGCUACAUGUGGAAAUAAACAAUGGGAUAAAGGAGAAGAAUGUGAUGGAGGAAAUGGUUGUAUUGAAUGUGAAUGUCAACCAGGAUGGUAUUCACAGAAUAAUGCCGAUUGUAAAAAUAUAUCAAAAGCACUUAAUAAUUUCUUUUUUUGGGGAAUAGGAAGUAUAGUUUAUAUUCUUUAUUUCAUAUUUGUGAUGAUUCUCUUCUUAAUAUUACAUAUUAGAUUAACUAGAAAAAUCAAACAAGAUAUUGAUGAUGAGAAUCUAUUCAUCUUUGAAAAUACAAUCAUUCCAUUUGAUAAAACAAAUUCACAAUACAUUGAUUUAAAACAAGAAAAUCCUUAUUUCUCUUUCUCAACUAAUACAAUUGAUUUUGGUGAUAUAAGACCUGAAAUUAAUGACCCUAUUGACUGUACUCUUAUUUUAACAAACAAUUGGAAAUAUCCAAUGCAUUUUACAUUCCAUUCUGGUGAUUAUACAAAAUAUGAAAUUAUGUGUAAACCAUUCACUGGAAGAAUUAAGCCAAAGGAGAGUGUUGUACUAACAAUCUCAUUCAUGGCAAAAUGUACGACUGUAUUAAAUGAGAAAGUUCCUAUUACAAUACGUUAUGGUCAACUUCAAAAUGUAUUAAAAGAUAUUAAAAAAGAUAAUCCUGAAUUAAUUGCACAUUGUUCACAAUCAAGUCAAAAUAGUGAAGGUGAAGGAAAUUCUCAAUCUUCAGGAACAAAUGGUUCAAAUUCAAUCAAAAAAUCUCAUCAUUCAAAAUCAACUCCAUCAGGAAGUGGUAAAUCAGGAUCAUCUCAUGACUCAGAUGCAAAAAAGAAAAAAGGUAAAACAAAAAUAUCUAAAUUCCAUGUUUAUUUAAAUCUUCAAGUUGAAUCUGCUCUUUCUACUAAAUUAGAUUAUGAAGAAAUUCAUUUACAACAUCCACCUAUUGGUGGUGGUACAUUUGGUAUUGUUUAUCGUGCUGAAUGGAGAAGAGUUGAUGUUGCAGUUAAAGUAAUGAAAACUGAUUUAGUUGGAUUAGCUGAAUUAUUACCUAAUUUCAUGCAAGAAGCAGAAAUGAUGGAACGUAUUCGUUGUCCAUAUAUUGUAAAUUUCAUUGGAAGUGUAGCAACUGCUGAUACAUUAUGUCUUGUAACCGAAUUUUGUCCAUUAGGAUCAUUAAGAAAAUUCAUGAAAACAAAUUCAAUGAGUGAUUUAUUAAAAAUUAGAUUCUGUCAAGAUAUAGCACGUGGUAUGGAAUAUUUACAUCAAAAUGAUAUUCUUCAUCGUGAUUUAAAAACUGAUAAUGUUUUGGUUUAUUCUAAAAAUCCAUCAGAUCCUAUUACUGCUAAAGUUACUGAUUUUGGUACUUCUCGUUCAUUUAUUGAAUCAUCAAAUACUAUUGCUUUACAAAAUAUUGGUACACCUGUAUAUAUGGCACCAGAAAUCACAAGAAAAGAUCAAAUGACAUUAAAAUCAGAUGUAUAUUCAUUUGCUAUUUGUAUGUUAGAAAUUUGGUUAGGAAGAGAUCCAUAUGAUCCAAUGAAAUUCCCUGAUUCAGAAUCAAUAUUAAGAUUUGUAGGUGCUGGAAAAAGACUUUGUAUUAGUAAUGAUUGUAUUCUCAAAGAAAUAAUCGAAUGGGCUUGGAGCCAUGUACCAUCAGAAAGACCAUCUUUCAAAGAAUUAGAAUCAGCAUUGGAAUCUAUUUAUAAAAAGACUUCUGAUAAAUCAAAAUCAGAUUCUAAUAACAAAAAUAAUUCUAGUUCUACAAAAACUAAUACAAAAUCUAAAGAUAUUUCUUCAAUAGAAUGUAAAUCAUCAAUGAGUAAAAGUGAAAUUAAUGAUGAGAUUAAUGACAGUUCUGUUUCAUCUGAUAUGGCUAAAGACAAUUAA